UUUAUUUAGGCGGAUUCAGUACAGUGGGUGAGGAUGCUCGUUUCUUAAAUGUAGCUAGCUGUCUAACUCGCUGUCUGAGUAAAAAUUCUCAGAUUUUGUUAGAUAUAUUCCGUCAGUUUAGAGUCUCUGUUUUAUCGAUGGAUCCAGCUUUGGAAAAGAUGAGCAGAGCGGCAUUCCCGUCUCCCACGGCGGAGAUGGCGGAGAUGAACCGAAUCCACUAUGAACUGGAGUACACGGAGGACAUCAGUCAGCGCAUGCGCAUCCCCGACAUGCUGAAGGUGACGCCGUUCUCAGCCGAGGGGCAGGACAGCGAGGGCGCAGCUCAAGAGGCAGUGCGCUCUGCCUUGAUGCAGGUCCCAGACAGGAUCGUAGUGACAGGGAACAGUGAAGCUGCUGAGUUCAGCAGACCCAGAGAUCUGGAUCUCAUCCAGUCUAGCCCACUCGAGACUCUGUCGCUUAAAACCCCCCCUCGGGUCCUCACCUUAAAUGAGCGCCCCCUCGAUUUCCUAGAAUUGGAGCAGUCUGCCGUUCAAGCAAGUGAGGAGACUCGUUCCCAGGGCAGGUCGCGAAGAGAGCGUUCAGUCAGUGAAAACACAGCAGUCCGGCACAACGGCCCGCUCUCCAGAAAUGACUCCUUAGGCGUGACUCCCUUGCCCCACACUUCUCUGCGUCCUCUCACCACUCUGGCCGUCCCGGAGGAGGGCCCGAGUCUGCCCAGCGCCCGCUCCGUCCUCUCCUUCCUCCAGUCCACCACACGCCGGGCCUACCAGCAGGUCCUGGAGGUCCUAGACGAGAACCAACGCAGCAAGCCCUCUCUGAGAGGGGGCUCCACCUCCUCUAACCUCCAGCAUGAUAACAGGUGUGCAUUAUCCACACUGGACAUGACCAUGGACGGUGGAGUAGAUGACAUGGCUGUGGUUGACGCUUCAACUUUAAGGAGACAGAUCAUCAAGCUGAACCGUCGGCUGCUCCUCCUGGAGGAAGAGAACAAGGAAAGAGCCAAACGCGAAAUGAUCAUGUACUCUGUUACUGUAGUGUUCUGGCUCAUCAACAGCUGGGUGUGGUUCCGUCGCUGAGGCAGCACAGACUCCUCCCUGGGGGAGGAGCCUGGUCAGAACUCCUCCUGUUAAACAUUAGCCAAAUUUACUCCCUGCGCUUCUGUCUCCAAGCUCACGAGCCUCACUGUGUGCACAGGCAAGCGUUUAGAGUGGAAAGAUACCAUUUCAAGGGGGGGGGGGGGUUUGUUUGUUUGUUUGUUUUUCUUUUUUUAUUUAUUUUUUUUAACACACAUCUGCUGUUACGUUUUUAAGGAAAUUCUGUUAGCACAGUUAAGCUAGGCACGACCCAUGUGUAUACAUAUUUCUUCAUGCCACUCCAGAUGUUAUACUCAUCGGACCUCUCAACGUACGAAUGCUGGUCUCGGAUAGGUUUCUGCUUUCUGCAUCCUACUGAAUACAGUGAUAUGGGGAACCAGAACAUGUACCUAUAUCUGCUGUCUUAUUCUGAAACAUGAUCAAUAUCGGAGACGGAAAAUGGGACCCUGAUAUUCCAUACUGCUUUGACAUCUCUGAAUAGUUGUAUCAAUGGAAUGUCGUCAAUAGUAAUAUAAUUAUGUAUGUAUGAUAGUCGUCUGUUGGUGUUGAUAUCUUUUAAUAAAUAAAUAUAACUUCACAUUG
Electrophorus electricus (electric eel) is the source of this 1676-nucleotide messenger RNA. Lineage: Eukaryota; Metazoa; Chordata; Actinopteri; Gymnotiformes; Gymnotidae. The record is from RefSeq and is a predicted model, not a curated record.